AUGUCUCAAUCAGACGCGGUGACAGCGUGCGCCGGUCUUGCGGAAACCUUGCUGCCUAUCAAUGAGACCUUCUUUGCGACCGAGCUCGUACCCUUGCUGCAAUAUCAAGUAUACGAAGACGCAUAUGGUGAAGAGCAGCUGUACUGGGUUCAGCCUGCUGGAGAGACUUGCCAAGCAGUGGACAGCUCGGGGCUUGUGUCCACGGUUUCUUGCGUUUCAGAACUCCCAGUGCUCUGCAGUCAGAGUGCAGCAUAUGGCGCCUCUGCCGCUGCCAACAACUCUAUCACUGUGUACGCAGAUGACCUGGUAGUCACCGGAUACCGUGACCAGCUUUCGUUCCGCUUUGAAGGCAUACCUUAUGUCGAUCCUCCGGAGCGAUUCACAUAUCCAACGGCAUAUACAGGGUCGAAGACAUUGAACGCAACGGCGUUUGGAUCGGAAUGCGUUCAGGCUGGAGUCCCCUCCGGAAGUGAGGACUGUCUCUUCCUCAACAUCUGGACUCCGUAUGUCCCACUUGACGGAGUCGACGAAUCAGUGGAGAGCUUGAAGCCCGUCAUGUUCUGGAUCCACGGAGGCGCAUUCACCAGUGGCACUGGAUCCGACCCGACAUUCACGGGGAGCAACAUGGCAGCCCGCGGCGACGUCGUGCUCGUGACCAUCAACUACCGUCUGUCCACCCUCGGUUUCCUCGCUCUCGAUGACGGAGUGACGAACGGAAACUUUGGCAUUGCGGACCAGGUCGCGGCGCUCGAUUGGGUGAGGGAGUACAUCACCGCAUUCGGUGGCGACCCGAAUCGCAUCACCAUCUUUGGCCAAUCGGCUGGCGCAGCCUCUGUCCGUGCGCUGCUGGCGUCACCGCCUGCUAUUGGCAAGUAUGCAGCGGCAGUCCCGAUGAGCAACCUUGCUGGCUCCGAUUACGCUACAACGUAUUCUCUGUACUACACUAUCCCCGAGGAAAUCAGCGAGGUUGUGUAUGGGAUCCUGGAUGAGACCGGCUGCACUGUCGACAAUGCGUUGGAGUGCCUCAGAGCCUACGAUGCAUACGACCUCGUUAAUCUGAGCAACGUAGCCCGAUUCAUAGUGGUCGACGGCACGUACAUCACGCAUACCGAGCUGCCACUCAACGGAUCAGGGACCGUCGCUAAUGUCCAUGCAAUGAUGGGAUAUAUGCGUGACGAUGGCGCAGCAUUCAUUGGUUAUCCGACUACCACCAAUUUGACAUCGGCUUUACUUGCGCAGUAUCUCCCGACUACCGUUGUAAAAGAGAUGCUCUUCGAGGUGCCGACUGGACCGAACGCGACGUACAAUGUUUUCAAUGUUACAGCACGAGUCGCGACAGACAUCGAGUUCCGCUGCCUCGACCAAGCCACGGCUUAUUCUGCGAUACAGAAUGACCUGUUCCAGAGCGUGUGGUUCUACCAGUUCAAUCGGAGUUAUCAGACGCCUGGUUUCGAUCCAAACUAUCCCGUUUGCGAUGCGCCAAUCACGGCCGAGUACCCAUACGGCGAUCCAUCGUUGGAAUACUUUAAGUGUCACUCAGGUGAACUCUACUACGUCUUCGGGACCUUGCCGACUACAUUGCCAUACCGCGAUGACCAAGAUCUGCCGUUCAUGCAGCGGACGCUCGACAUCUGGACCGCGUUCGCACGCACGUACAACCCGAACCCUGAUCCAGGCUACCUUGCCGCGCGCUGGUACAACGGCACGCUGGCACAACUCGCGGAGCAGAGCACCUGGGAACCCGUCACGACGCAGACCCUGACAACCACGCCUCUGUGUACGUUGCAGUGGGACAGUUUCAUGGGUCCUUUUGCAGAGCAGGAGCAAUGUGACUUCCUGAGCUAUCCGUUGGACUAUUUCGGAUAA
Laetiporus sulphureus 93-53 is the source of this 1866-nucleotide messenger RNA. RefSeq names its product carboxylesterase from carbohydrate esterase. NCBI's taxonomy places the organism in Eukaryota, Fungi, Basidiomycota, Agaricomycetes, Polyporales, Laetiporaceae. Bases 1 to 1866 code for a protein of 621 amino acids. The transcript has 5 exons. The record is from RefSeq and is a predicted model, not a curated record.